GGAGCGAUCAACAAAGCCAAGGUGAUCUGAUGACUUACUGGUGUUUUGGCCUCAUCUUCUCAAACAAACUGUUGCUCUCUUCCUUCAUAUAUAUUUUCCACUCUCUCCUAAUUCUUCCCCAAACCUUAUACUCCCAUUCAGUGCCGGCGGCGGCCACCACCGAAGCACAGCUGUUAACGGAGGCUAAAUAGUUCUUUUUUGAUCCCAAUGUCGCUCAUAGACACCACACCUUCUACUCCGGGCAAGUUCAAAUCCGAGAAAUGUACACCCUACUCGGCUCACCCGUUCUAUCGUAACCUUCGCUUCCAGUCAUCUCUCUUGAAAUUAACCGUAUGGUCUUCGAGUUUUCUUGGUCUCAUCCUCCUCUUCUUCCUCAUCUCUUCUCCUCCAUCUUCCCAUCACCAUGGCCGCCGCUCUACUGAAAUCGACGUGGGAACUAAGUGGGAGACUAAGGUCCGUACAUCUGCGGAAACCCGCGCACGCGCUGACGGUGGUAAGCCACUAAGAGUUCUUGUCACUGGUGCGGCAGGAUUUGUGGGGACACAUGUUGCCCUUGCACUCAAGCUACGGGGAGAUGGCGUUGUAGGGCUUGAUUCCUUCAACCACUACUACGACCCUGAACUGAAAAUAGCGCGACAGAAGUUUCUGGCAAAUGCAGGCGUUUGUGUGAUUGAAGGAGAUAUAAACGAUGAAAAGCUUCUCAAGAGGCUCUUCGAUGUGGUGCAUUUCACUCACGUUGUGCAUUUGGCCGCGCAAGCCGGUGUCCGGUACGCAAUGGAGAAUCCGGGUUCGUAUGUGAAAAGCAAUGUUGCUGGGUUUGUGAAUUUGCUUGAGGUGUGUAAGUCUGCGGAUCCCCAGCCAGCGAUUGUGUGGGCUUCUUCGAGCUCAGUAUAUGGUACUAAUACUAAGGUGCCCUUCUCGGAGAAGGACCGUACUGAUCAUCCCGCGAGUUUAUACGCGGCCACAAAGAAAGCCGGAGAGGCAAUUGCACAUACUUAUAAUCAUAUUUAUGGCCUUUCAAUUACUGGGUUGCGAUUUUUUACUGUUUAUGGACCUUGGGGAAGGCCAGAUAUGGCUUAUUUCUUUUUCACAAAAGAUAUUUUGAAGGGAAAGGAGAUAACCAUCUACGAAACUUCCCGUGGGGAGAGUGUGGCCAGGGAUUUCACCUACAUUGAUGAUGUAGUGAAGGGUUGUUUGGCGGCAUUGGAUACGGCAAAUAAGAGUACUGGGAGCGGGGGGAAGAAGAGGGGUCCAGCACAGUUGAGGAUUUUCAAUUUGGGGAAUACUAAACCAGUGCCAGUUAGUAGGCUUGUGAGCAUAUUGGAGGAGCAUUUAAAGGUGAAUGCUAGGAAGAAGGUGCUGCCAUUGCCAAGUAAUGGGGAUGUGGAGUUCACUCACGCCAAUAUAAGUUUGGCACAGACAGAGCUUGGUUAUAGGCCCACGAUUGAUCUGGAGACGGGGAUGAAGCAGUUUGUCUGGUGGUACCUCAAUUAUUACGACCGUUCUAGGAAAAACUAGUGUUCAUGGUAUGAUACACACGGUACUGUCAUGCAUGGAGGAAUUGGUUUAUUCAUUGAUUAGCAUAACCCUGCAGAACAUAUCCAACUUGUAUCAAAAGAGGCAUAGAAGGCUCUAAUUUUCCACAUGUUGCUUCUUUAUUUCAUUUUUAGGAUCUUAUCACUAGUCUAGGUUUUGUACAGCAAGUGGUUGAUGGAUCACAAAGAUUUGCUGAUUGUGAACCUUUUUUAUUUAUCAUGAAGCUAUCUUAAUAAAUUA
This is a messenger RNA of Tripterygium wilfordii, 1776 nucleotides long. RefSeq names its product UDP-glucuronate 4-epimerase 5-like. The record is from RefSeq and is a predicted model, not a curated record. The transcript has 2 exons. The coding region runs from base 208 to 1518 and encodes 436 amino acids. Lineage: Eukaryota; Viridiplantae; Streptophyta; Magnoliopsida; Celastrales; Celastraceae.